UAUUGUCAUUUAUAAAAUCAAAAGUUGUAAUAUUUUGUCUUAAAAACCGAUCUCACUCUGUAGAUUCGUGAACUUUGAUAAUUGAAUUUAAAGGAAUUUUUGUUAGAUAUGGAAGAGAUAGUGAAAGAGCAACAGCCUGCUUCUGUUGGUUCUGCUGUUCCUGGGAAAUCAAAAUUAAGGUAUCCGUUGAGAUCGGCGACGAAGGUGAAAGAGGAGAAGACACCCGGCGGCGAAGUCUCCAAUCCUUCUGUUUCUAAGAGGGGAAGGACUCCGUCGAGUGUAAGUAAGAGUGUAGAUGUUCUUAAUCUUUCUGGUAAGGAAAGAUCAUCUGCUAAGCCACCCAGAAGGCUGUCUGUCCCUUCUAAGUCAGGGGUUGCUAUACAUACUAAAGCAGUUGGCACCAUAACCCCUAUAUCUGAGACCAGAGCAAAACGAUCGACUAAUGCUCAAGGGAAAAGUGAGACGCCUCUGUCUGAUGUUUCCAGAACUUCCAGCAGAAAGAAGUUUAAUGCACUGGCUUCAGCUUCUUAUUGGAUGACACAGAUUAAGCUCUCUGAAACGGCCGCUAAGCACUCUAUUUCGCUUGGAUUUUUCAAGCUUGCUCUAGAAGCUGGAUGCGAGCCUAUUCAACGAAUGAGGGAUGAGCUUAAAUCAUAUGUGCGUCGUCAUGAACUUAGUGAAAUUGGAGAAGCAGUGAAAGAAUUAUUUGAGAGCUACAAUAUAGUAGACAAUCAAGAGCAGGUGCAGGUUUCUGAAACUUGUUCUCAAAAUCUUGAAGAGGGAACUCGAUCUUCUGAUGAUGAAGUUCGCAGCUCAUCUUCUACAAUUGAAACUAGGAAACUGAAGCCUAGGUCAUUAAAUGCUGACACUCCACAAGUUACAUCUGGCACCGAGCCAUCUAAAAAAGAAAUUAUUCAGAAGAAUGCUUCUGCUAUCAGGACCAGGUCAACUCAGAACAAGAAUAUUGCUAAUUCGCCAUCAGUUAAAGAUAAUGCUGGUCGUAAUUCACAGAAGAAACCUCAAAGGCCAAAUACAUACAAGCAAGAAACUGGCAAGAAAACCGAAAAAAUGAAGAAACAAGGACAGAAAUCUGCUACAGAAGAAGAAGGUUCAGUUAGCCCUCCAAAAGCUGCCAUUACACCUGAAGAGGACAAAGAAAAUAUGAAUGAUCCGGCAAUGGAUGAGAUGAGCACGGUAGAAGUCUGUUAGUCUAUCAUGCAGCAAUCUACAAAGUCAUAUCAUUCUCAUACUCUUGUGGUGCUUGUCUUCAGUGUUUUUUGAAGUGGGGGCUUUUACUUUGUAUAGCAUAGAGUUACUUAUAUCUGGUGUGAAGUUAAGACAUAUUCAUUUGUUUUCUGUAUGCAUUUUGAAGUUUGUGGGUAUUGAUCAUACAAUUGGUAUUUCAUGAAUUAAUUACAGAUUAUUAUUUGGCUUA
Molecule: messenger RNA, 1435 nt
Organism: Mercurialis annua (annual mercury)
Lineage: Eukaryota; Viridiplantae; Streptophyta; Magnoliopsida; Malpighiales; Euphorbiaceae
Exons: 6
Coding region: 109-1209 (366 amino acids)
Source: RefSeq, a predicted model, not a curated record